Molecule: messenger RNA, 1284 nt
Organism: Fonsecaea erecta
Lineage: Eukaryota; Fungi; Ascomycota; Eurotiomycetes; Chaetothyriales; Herpotrichiellaceae
Exons: 1
Coding region: 1-1284 (427 amino acids)
Source: RefSeq, a predicted model, not a curated record
AUGUUGCGCCCUGUCCCCCCAUUGCUCGGCGCCCUGGCGCUGGCCGUUCCUGCACACAUGGCCAGUCUUCUGGCCAUGGUCUUUACACCUGCAGAUUCCUAUUUCCGGCUCAUCGCUCUGCUUCUAAUUAUCCUCCUCGUCCGGCAAUGCCUCGUCACCAUCGACGAGCCAUCCGAUCUCGGAGAGUUGUUCCGGCUCUACAUGUGCGGCUAUAUACUGUACGCCAACGAAUUCCUCCUCCUCAAAAAACUCGUCGCUCGGGCUUCGCCGUCGACCCCACAGCGCCUCGUGUCCGGCCUGAGGCUCCUCUUCUCCCCGAGGAUUCAUGUGCCAAGAAAGGCAAUUCCAGCGUUUGACCCCACGCAGCCCAACUACGUCCCGACACGCUGGGAGUUCUUUUGGCGACAGACCCUCCGAAUUGCUGGGUUGGCUACUGCUUACUACUGCGUUUUCCACCGCUACCCCCUGCACAUCCUCAUCACCGACUAUGCCCGACCGAGAGAGCACCUGCUGCGUCGGCUGUCUCAGGUGAGUGGCCGCGAGGUGGUCGUGCGGGUGUAUACAGCCUUCAAAGAGCAUUUCAGGAACUAUCUCCUGAUGAGCCUGGGCCACAGUAGCACCUCUCUGGUCGGGGUUUUCCUCUUCCAGGACGAUCCCGCCGACUGGCCACCGCUGUACGGCAGCUUGAAAGAUGCCUACACCGUGCGGCGGUAUUACAGCCACUUCUGGCACCGGGUCAUGCGUACCGCCUUUGUGUCCAAUGCGAAGUUCCUGCUGUUUCGCGUGUUGCGGAUCCCCAGUUCGGCCGCAAUGUCUAGGUAUUUGGUGUCUGUAACGGCCCUGGCCAUUUCCGGCGCCAUGCACUCGGUGGCCUUUUCGACGCCCUGGCGAUGUGCCAGUCUGCUCCCGUUGUGGUAUUACCUGUCGAUCGCGGGCGCCAUCGUGGUGGAGGAUCUGGCACAGCUGGCUUACCGCAAAUCCAUGGCCUCGUUUCUUUCUGGCAGAAAGGCAGGCCCCUCGACGGCCGAUGCGAGCGAGAAGGAUGAUAAGCUGCUCCCAUUGCAUGAUGUCAAGGGGAAAGACGAGUCAGGAGGAGGGGGAGAUGGCCUGGGAUCCUCCUUUCAGGGUAGUGGUGACAAACGCCCCUCCGUCGGUUGGCGAUGUUUGGGGUAUUUAUGGGUCAUGUCGUUCGAAUGCUGGUCGCUUCCCAGGGCGGUGUACCCGCAGCUGAUCUGCCACUGGCAAGAGCGUGUUCUGGCCUUGCAUCCUGAGGCCACGCUUUGA